Messenger RNA from Klebsormidium nitens, 390 nucleotides. The record is from the annotation of a GenBank genome assembly. NCBI's taxonomy places the organism in Eukaryota, Viridiplantae, Streptophyta, Klebsormidiophyceae, Klebsormidiales, Klebsormidiaceae.
AUGGACAAGUUGAGGCGCGCGUUCGAGGAGUUGCUCGCGGCAGAUGACGUCACUCCCUCCGAGCUUGCCAAGGUGGCGGGCAAGAGCAUCUCAGUUUGGGGGAACUAUCCGGGCAAGGAUAAGAAUACGGUUGUGGGGCCACUUUCGGAAGACGAGCGGCUCAUGUCGAGCAAUGCCAAAGAGAUGUUGACAUUUGUCAAAGUUCUCACAGAGGCCUGCGAACGAACGGGGGAGGCGCUCAGGGGCGCGGCGAUACUGCUCUCCGGCGACAACCAAGGAGCAGUGAGAGCGGUGAACGCUAUGAGCAGCCGUGCCCUUGACGUAAACGAAACAGUGCGACAAUUGUCCGAGCUUUGCGUCCGAGACGACUUCGACGUGGUGGCCCAGUAG